GAUACCUCGUGUCCACCUUUUUCCUUCCUACUGCCUCCAAUUCAUUGCUUUCCGUUUGCCUCUUCUUUUCUUCUCUCUUCCUUAGGUUACUGCUCUCAAACCCGGCUCGGCUUGACCCACGGAGCAGCUUCAAUCUCUUACAUUUAUCCAUCACGUCCCUUUCUGAUCUGGCUCUUCUUCAUCUUUAAUUUAGAUCAAUUUUUUCUGCCCCUUCAUCGACUCUGUUAUACAUUACUGUCUGCAGCAGCCGGCCUUUCAGAGGAAGGCUGUCGUGCUCUUUUCGGCUUUGACAUUUUCUGGAUUUGUGUAAUCAGAUUUCAUAAGAAUGGGCCAUCGUCGUGUUUCAGAUGCGGAACGUAAAUAAAUUCUACGAGCUUUCUUCAAGAGCUGUUUAGUAGAUUUCAUCGGCAAGGUCCUUUUCACUAUGGGUAAAGGCAGAGGAAAAGGGAAGAAGCAAUCGGUUAUUGCUAAACGGGAAGAAUAUGGAAAUGAAAAGGACAAAGGUUCUGCUUACAGGCGAAGUGGAAUACAACAAAAGUCACUGAAGGAUGAAAUUGAAGAACCAGAAGAAGUGUCAGGAAACAUAGAAGACGGGGAGAACGUGGAAGUUAAAAAUUCAAGCACUGAGAAUAAGAGAAAAAGGAAAAGGUCUGUACUAGUUAAAGAAAAGAUAGAUCCUGUGAAAGAGGAGAAUCCCAUCAGAGCGAAACGAAAUCCUGAUGAUUCAAAAAAGCCCGUCGGAUUCCGGCAAAAUGGAAGCAGGCGGAAAAACAAGCCUCGCCGGGCAGCUGAAGCUGGUGUAAAUUGCAACUGCAAAGCGAGAUUUUUGUCUGAUUGUCACGAUAGUAUUAAGUUGCGAACGGCGUCUGAGUGUACUAUACUGCCAUGGCCCAGCGUCAGUUCACUGCUUUUCCCUGCCCUCCUUCCACCAUCUCCUUUAUCUUCUUCCACGUUGCUUUCCCACUACCACUCGUUUGAUCUCCCGCCCCUCCCUUCCCCCGUCUGCCCUUCUCCUCCAUCAAUAUACACGCACUUCGCAUUUCGUUCCCCCCUUCUCCCUCCCCAUAUUCUUCAGUGA
This is a messenger RNA of Neltuma alba, 1078 nucleotides long. RefSeq lists its product as uncharacterized. The record is from RefSeq and is a predicted model, not a curated record. NCBI's taxonomy places the organism in Eukaryota, Viridiplantae, Streptophyta, Magnoliopsida, Fabales, Fabaceae. The transcript is spliced from 3 exons. Bases 425 to 1078 code for a protein of 217 amino acids.